Sinocyclocheilus rhinocerous is the source of this 825-nucleotide messenger RNA. Its product is annotated as growth arrest and DNA damage-inducible protein GADD45 gamma-like. The record is from RefSeq and is a predicted model, not a curated record. Gene Ontology annotation, biological process: regulation of cell cycle. The transcript has 3 exons. The coding region runs from base 16 to 432 and encodes 138 amino acids. Gene Ontology annotation, cellular component: cytoplasm; nucleus. NCBI's taxonomy places the organism in Eukaryota, Metazoa, Chordata, Actinopteri, Cypriniformes, Cyprinidae.
UUAACUCAAACCAAAAUGGUGAAUGAAGGAAAAUCUCUAUCCGAAGCCCUGCUGUCUGCCAAGGCGGAGGGUCGCCUCACUGUUGGCGUCUAUGAAUGCGCAAAAAGAAUGAACGAGGACCCUGAUAGUGUGUCUUUCUGCUUGUUGGCCACUGAUGACUUUGAGUGCGACAUCGCUCUCCAGAUCCAUUUUACUCUGAUCCAAGCGUUUUGCUUUGACAACGACAUCAGCAUAGUCAGAGUAAACGACCUGAAACGUCUCAACGCUCUUGUUGGUACCAAGGGUCAACUCGAGGACGCUCACUGUGUCCUUAUAACGAACCCAGCUGAGGACUCAUGGGAGGAUCCAGCUCUGGAGAAGCUUCACCUGUUCUGUGAAGAAAGUCGCAGCUAUAACGAGUGGGUUCCUGAGAUCACUCUGCCCGAGCGUUGAUCUGGAGCUUUACUCUUCUCUGUUGAGAUGCUGCAAACCUUGAGGAAUACUCGACUCAUCCUUCGAAGCAAGGAUGCUGAUGUUUCCACAUCCCUGGAUGCUCCUGAGGAGGCUGAACCGUCCAGGCAGCGCGAGGCAGGCCCGAGUGGCCCUCGCGGUUCUACGUCGUUCCUCGUCCCGUCCAUGCCAAGAUGAUCCUCAUUCUUUAUGUGAAUGAGGUCAGGUAUGCCACGAGAGCGACACAAUGGCCCUCAUUCUUUGUGCGGAUGAGGUUUGGAGAGGAAGGAGAAGCGAGUUUUGCCUCUGUUCCACAGAGCAAAUAUCGCAUGCGUUGAACACGCAGAGGACGCGGCGGUGCGUCGAAGCAACGUUUUUAAAAAUGGAUUUUAACAU